AGAUCUCGCUGCCCGAAACUGCCUGGUGGGAGAGAAUCACCUGGUGAAGGUAGCUGAUUUUGGCUUAAGCAGGUUGAUGACUGGUGAUACGUACACCGCCCACGCUGGAGCUAAGUUCCCUAUCAAGUGGACCGCGCCGGAAAGCCUGGCUUAUAACAAAUUCUCCAUCAAAUCUGACGUCUGGGCUUUUGGUGUCUUGCUUUGGGAAAUCGCCACGUACGGCAUGUCCCCGUAUCCUGGGAUUGACCUGUCGCAAGUGUAUGAACUUUUGGAGAAGGACUAUCGCAUGGAGCGC
Molecule: messenger RNA, 295 nt
Organism: Protobothrops mucrosquamatus (brown spotted pit viper)
Lineage: Eukaryota; Metazoa; Chordata; Lepidosauria; Squamata; Viperidae
Product: tyrosine-protein kinase ABL1-like
Exons: 2
Biological process (GO): protein phosphorylation; regulation of apoptotic process
Molecular function (GO): protein tyrosine kinase activity; ATP binding
Source: RefSeq, a predicted model, not a curated record